Messenger RNA from Chenopodium quinoa (quinoa), 1776 nucleotides. RefSeq lists its product as uncharacterized. Bases 1 to 1776 code for a protein of 591 amino acids. The record is from RefSeq and is a predicted model, not a curated record. The transcript is spliced from 6 exons. Lineage: Eukaryota; Viridiplantae; Streptophyta; Magnoliopsida; Caryophyllales; Amaranthaceae.
AUGGUGGAUGGGAAUAUGUGGGAGGGCAAUACAGGACUUUUGCAGUUGAUGCUUGAAUUAGUAGCACUAUGUGGUAAUUAUGGUGAUGUGUACACGAUUUAUUACUUGAUGACUGGGUUUGAUUUUGUUAAUGGGUUAAAGAGUGUGUAUAAUGAUGAUGAGGGUGGGUUUAAUGCACAACAACUGGGAUCUACAGACCCUAAUAGUGAAGCAGAGGGUGAAGGUGACCCUGAAUUUGAAUAUGAGGAUUCUGGGGAAGAAAUACAUUCACCUGUUGUAAGUGGUGAUGAAGCUGACACCAUUCAACAAAUAAGGGAGAGAAGAGGGUUGUUAGUGGGGAAGCAUACAUACUUCACAUUAUUUCAGUGGAAGUUACUUGAUGUGUUCAAAGCUAGGCCUCAUUGGCCUGCUAAAGAUAUUAUAGAAACUGUGAGGAGAGCUUAUAGAGCCAUUGUGAAACCUGUUUUUUCUUAUAAAGUUAAGUGGCAUGCUCACAAGAAACUUCAUGGGUCAAUGAGGGAGCACUAUGGGAAGGUUGGUAGAUACCUAGAAGUUGUGAAAAGGUCCAGUCCUAACACACACUUGGACUUGGUAACUUACAUGGAGAAGAACGAGCCUCUAAUGAUUUUUCAGAGACUGUAUGUGUGUUUUGAGGGUGUGCAGAUGGGUUGGAAUGAAGGGCGUAGGAAGAUAAUUUGUGUAGAUGCUUGUUUCUUGAAAACAUUCCUAGGAGUUCAGUUGAUGUUAGAUGUAGGGAGAGAUGGUAAUGAUCAAAUGUACCCAAUUGCUUGGGAAUGGUUCCUUAAACACCUCAGCAACAACCUUGGUCUGGGAGAAGGAGUUGGAGUUGUUAUUGUUUCUGAUGAGCAUCAGUCAAUCUUAAGAGGAGUUGAAGUCAUUCUCCCUAAUGCUGAGCACAGGCACUAUGCAAGGCAUAUUUAUGCCAAUUGGCACAAGUCCUUCAAAGGGAAUGAAUUAAAGCUUAAGUUUUGGAGCUGUGCCAAGGCGUACAGUAGAGCUGACUAUGAGGAAGCAUUAGAGAAAUUAACCAAAGCUGAUCCAACAGCUGUAGAGGCUUUCAAAGCAUACAAUCCUAAGCUGUUCUACAGAGCUUUUAUAAAAACAGAGGUGAAGUCUAAUGCCAUUACAAGCAACAUGGCAGAGACCUUCAAUGGGUACAUAAUACAUGCUAGAGAAAAACAACUAAUGUACAUUCUUGAAGACAUUAGAUCAUCAUUAAUGAAAAGAUUGGUGACAAAGAAACAGGAAAUGGAGAAAUGGACAACAUCAAUUUGUCCUAGGAUACAAAAAAAGUUGGAGUGGGAGAAAGAAGAGGCAGCCAAGUGUCAUGUCAUCCCCUCAAGCAGUACAUUGUUCCAAGAAGUGCACUUGCAAAAAAUGGGAUAUGACAGGCAACCCUUGUUGCCAUGCUGUUGCAGCAUUUUCUUCACACAUAGAAAUGCAGAGGAUUUUGUUGAUGAUUAUUACAAGAAGGAUAAGUACCCGGUGUCUUAUUCAAAUUCAAUCCCUCCCCUAGAGGGGGAAAGACACUGGCCAAGGAGUGAUUUGGUGUUAGACCCACCACCAAUUAAGAUAGGGCCUGGAAGACCAAGGAAGAAUAGGAUAAGGGACCCUUUUGAAGACCCCAAAAAACCUGGAAAGCUAACUAAACAUGACAUGGAGAUGACCUAUAGUGUUUGCAACACUAAAGGACAUAACAAAAGAUCCUGUCCAAGCAAAGGAACAACCACCACAGUUGAACCUCCACCCAAUUAA